Messenger RNA from Colias croceus (clouded yellow), 1164 nucleotides. RefSeq names its product probable RNA polymerase II nuclear localization protein SLC7A6OS (gene fs(2)ltoPP43). The record is from RefSeq and is a predicted model, not a curated record. The coding region runs from base 231 to 1142 and encodes 303 amino acids. Gene Ontology annotation, biological process: developmental process. The transcript has 5 exons. NCBI's taxonomy places the organism in Eukaryota, Metazoa, Arthropoda, Insecta, Lepidoptera, Pieridae.
AUUUCUUUCUCGCGAUGUAAACCCCACAAUGGAUUAUAUUUUAUCCUAUUAGCGGGUUGUACUGAUAUAAAUGAUACCUAAUUUGAUUUAUUUAAAUAUUCUAUUUCUUUAAAUAAAAUUAAUGCAACACUAUACACUUCUGGAGUGUUUGUUAUCGUAUUAUUGCACGUUUUUAAAAGUAACGUUAUAAAUUACGGUGACCAACAUUUUUAACCCUCUUUAUACAAAAAAUGGCCACAUCAACUGUAUUACGAGUAAAACGAAGACUGCAGGACAAUCCCCAAGACGCUCUGGUCCUGGUUUGUAAACGCCGUAAGACUGAUGUCGAGGAGAUAUCACCUUCAUUGUUUGUUUUCAGAGGAACUGUGGAUAAUCAGGAAACCUCACAACUCAAAACCAUUGUGCCAAAAACAGAGAUUAAAUUGAAACCAAAAACGGAUGUUGAUGAUAUUAUCAAGAAGAUUCGACAGGAGCGGAAGGAAACAGCUUCAGAAAAUAGAUAUGCUAUAGUUAACUUCAAUAGAGGAGUUAAAGACGAAGAUGAUAUUAAUUUAGUGGAUUUAGAAGCAACAGGACAUGAUGGGGAUGAUGUGAAAUUCACAUAUGACUUGUAUACAGCUAUAAAAGAGGAUUUUGAUAUAUCUAUGCUCGAUAAUUUGGUGAGCAUCGAGAACUACGAAACAGACCUCAUCCUAGGCACAUACCACAAUGAAUCAUCGGACGAGGCUGAUGAUGAUGAUGACUCCAAUGAUGAGAACAACUGGCGGAAUGAUUAUCCGGAUACAGAAGCAAGUAGCAUCGAUGAAGAUGAUAUGAUUGCGGCUAUGAAGCGGUGUGAUAUAGAUGACCUCUCAAGCGAUGAUGGCGAGGACAAAAUAUACAACGAUCCCCCGGACCUAUUCAAUGAGGACGUCAAAAGAUACGGAGCGGCCUACGCCAAGUAUAAAGCCAGAGUCAUAGCCGAAGAAACAGAAGUCCAAGAUAGCAAAAACCUCGUCCAUUGUUCCAGAAUAAAGGAUUUGGAUGAGGAAUCUAUAGAUGGUUAUAAAGAUGAUAGCGAUAAUGGUUUUUAUUAUGGCCAAGAAGAAGAUACGGAACAAUUUUGUGAACAGUAUAGUGAUGAUGUUUAUAACCCAGAUUGAGUAAUAAAUUGAUUGUUUGUAA